This is a messenger RNA of Wallemia mellicola CBS 633.66, 450 nucleotides long. RefSeq lists its product as hypothetical. NCBI's taxonomy places the organism in Eukaryota, Fungi, Basidiomycota, Wallemiomycetes, Wallemiales, Wallemiaceae. The record is from RefSeq and is a predicted model, not a curated record. The transcript is spliced from 2 exons. Bases 1 to 450 code for a protein of 149 amino acids.
AUGAAGUAUAAAGAAGCUCAGUCACUUGAAUACAAAGCCCAAGUACCGUCAUUCAUAAGGCGAAUGAAGGGAGAAAACGUAGACGGUGAAGAAGAAGAAGAAGAGGAACUAGAUGAAUUUGGAAGAUCACGCCAGAAACGCUCAGAAGUAGUAGAAAAUCAGGAAGAGGAAGAUGAAAAGGAUCCUAUCAAGGCAUUACUCAAAGACGGUGCUCAAAUAGACAAUCUAGAAGACUUAGUUGACAAGCCGAAGUCGAGUACACCACCACCAGGUUCACCAACCCAGCAGGAUACUCCAAAGAAAGUAAAGCAAGAUGGCGUAAACUUCGGUAAUAACAAAACAAAAAAGCGUAAAACACUCCUGGUCGACAGCUCGUCUGAACCGUCAUCAUCUAAACAGCAAAAGAAGAAAAAGCAGAAGCAAAACAAGGGUUUACUUUCAUUUGAAUGA